Molecule: messenger RNA, 1200 nt
Organism: Microthlaspi erraticum
Lineage: Eukaryota; Viridiplantae; Streptophyta; Magnoliopsida; Brassicales; Brassicaceae
Source: the annotation of a GenBank genome assembly
AUGGGUAAGGCCAAAGGAAAGCAUCGUUUGGAUGACUACUACUAUCUCUCGAAAGAGCGUGCGUUCCGUUCUCGUGCUGCUUACAAGCUUCUCCAGCUCAACGAGAAGUUCCCUUUUCUCCACAAAUCGAGAGCCGUUCUCGAUCUAUGCGCCGCCACCGGUGGUUGGAUGCAGGUCGCCGUCGAGAAAUGUCCCGUCGGCAGCCUCGUUCUCGGAGUCGAUCUCGUCCCGAUCGCUCACGUGAGCGGCUGCGUCACUCUCCAGCAGGACAUCACCCACCCCGAGUGCAUGUCGAGAAUCAAGCAGGUCAUGAAGAAGCAUGGCGUUGGCGCUUUCGAUCUAGUCCUCCACGACGGCUCCCCGAACGUCGGUGGCGCGUCGGCUCAGGAGGCUGUGACCCAGAACGCUUUGGUUAUCGACUCCGUGAGGUUGGCCACGGAGUUGUUAGCUCGCAAUGGGAACUUCAUCACUAAGGUGUUCAGGUCGCGAGAUUACAACUCUGUGCUCUACUGCCUUGGGAAGCUGUUCGACAAGGUUGAAGUGUAUAAGCCGGCCGCUAGUCGUUCAACAUCCGCAGAGACAUUUGUUUUGGGUUUGAGAUACAAAGCUCCUGGAGAUAUUGAUCCGCGUCUUCUUGAUGAUUACAGACAUCUCUUCAAGGAGGUAGUAGAAACUAGGGAAAAGCCGGUGGAUGUAAUUAACAAGACAAGAGAGAAGAAGAGAAACCGUGUCGGGUACGAAAAUGGAGUCUCUGUUUUGAGGAAAGUUUCAUCUGCUGCUGACUUUGUUUGGUCUGAGACUCCUCUGGACAUUCUUGGUACGGUUACUUGUAUAUCCUUUGAUGAUCAAGCCUCUCUACCUUUAAAGGAACAUGAGUUGACCACGGAGGAGGUUAAAGUUCUCUGCGAUGAUCUUCUUGUUUUGCAUAAGAAUGACUUCAAGCAUAUCCUGAAAUGGCGAAUGCAAAUCAGGAAAGCUAAAAUGGAAGAAACUAAAAAGGAGCCUCAAGAUGAGAAACUACUCAAUGAAUUGGAAGAGCUUACAUUUGACGAAACUACCUUUGUUGUACGUUCGUGUCUUCCUGAUUGCUUUAACGUUGAUAUAUAUGAUCUGACGGAUUUGCCCAUGACAAGAAAAAAGGAAAUAGAAGAAUCUGACGACGUAGUUUCCAUUUUUCAGUCCUAUGUUUGUUUGGAUUGA